Molecule: messenger RNA, 408 nt
Organism: Symbiodinium necroappetens
Lineage: Eukaryota; Dinophyceae; Suessiales; Symbiodiniaceae
Source: the annotation of a GenBank genome assembly
GUUGUUCUACUGGCUCGCGGCAGCUCGAGCGCAGCUGUGCUGCACGCAGCUCCGCACGUGCCACACCUGGCAGCUGUGGUGCUGCUCCACGCAGUAGCUGAGCUGGCCGAGGUGGCCCGUGCUCGAAAGCAUCGCUUGCCGUGGCAGAUGCAGAUCCAUGGCGUGCUACGACACUAUGACUUGCCAGACCUACUGGCAGCCCUUCCGGCAUCCGUUUCCGUGGCAGUGGCGAGCCCGCUCAGUGCAAAGCGACGGCGACUGUCCUGGAGGCAAGCCUGGCGAAGCUAUCGGCUAGCUGCACGUCGAUUCCAAGGCAUGCGCAUGCGGAUCCUGAUGGGUCAGGACGAGGUGACCUUUCAGAUCGCGAGAUUCCUGACGGUACUAUUUCGAGGUGGUGUCCGCAGGUGA